Acanthocheilonema viteae is the source of this 813-nucleotide messenger RNA. Lineage: Eukaryota; Metazoa; Nematoda; Chromadorea; Rhabditida; Onchocercidae. The record is from the annotation of a GenBank genome assembly.
AUGCGGUACACGCAUGCUAUUGUUGUUCGUAUCCCACAUCAUGUGAAAACAGAAAAAAGAAUAAAAAUCGAUUUAGCAUUAGCUGAAAAACAACUGGAAGAGCUCUGUGAAACGCUUAGAGAAGCUGGUGUUGAUAUUAUUGAACUUUCACCCGAGGAGCGUUGUGUACAACAAAGUUUAUUUACCGGCGAUGCUGCCAUUUGUAUUAACGGUACUGCCUUGAUUACUCGUCCAAGAAAAAGUGGAAGCCGAUUACUUGAGAUUAGCAAUUUGCUUAAUCAACUUGCCUGGCAGGUUGUACAAACACCACAAGUUUCUGAACAUAAUAAAGAAAUCGUGCUCGAGGGCAGUGAUGUACUAUAUACUGGUAAAGAAGUGUUUGUCGGUAUACGAAAGAAUGGUACCAACAUGGAAGGAGCACUGAUCGUUGCACGAACAUUUUCUGAUUUAGCUGUAAUGCCAAUUACACUUCCCGGAAAUCAGUCUUUAAGACAUUAUGUUUCGCUCAUUUCAUCCGACAUUCUUGCAGUGGGUAGUUCCAAAGAAGCGAGACAAGUUGUACAACGGAUGGAGCGGGAAGCAACCUUCCGGUACAAAACCCUAACGGUGAAACAUGAUGAAGCUGUGAAUUGUUUAAAUGUUAAUGAUUACGUUAUUUACCGACAAGAUACUCCAGAAACGAAAUUCCAAAUCCUUCAUGAACCGAUCCAAAUGGUUGGGAUAACGGCGGGUGAACUGGCAAAAAUUGGCAGUCCCAUUUCACGUCUCGUUUUGCUCACUAUGAAAAUGAAAAUUUUGAAAUCUCUCUGGUGA